AUGGCCCGAAAACUUAAGUUUCUCCGAGAAGGCUCAAGGACCUCCAUCAAUUCGGCCUCCCAAUUCCUGGCCGACAUCCGAGGAAAAGUUGUCCGACCGGAGCAGAUUAUGGUGUCCUUUGACGUGGUUUCAUUAUUCACGUCCAUCCCACCGGACCUGGCACGCGACGUUCUUCGCAAACGACUCGAAGAGAAUUACGACGAGAUGAACAAACCCCUAAAAAUCGACCACUUACUGCAACUGUUUGCUUUCUGCCAACAAACCUUCUUCACCUUCAAUGGCAGAACAUACGAGCAAAUCAAAGGAACGCCGAUGGGUUCGCCAAUAUCCAGCCUGGUUGCAGAACUAGUCCUGCAGGAACUGGAAAAAGUCGCCUUCGACCACUAUGAACCUGCAUUUUGGCGCCGGUACGUGGACGACACGUUCGUCAUAAUUGAAAGGAGCAGACUGGCCGACUUCCAAGACCUGCUCAACGGCAUCUUCCCGGUCUGGAGAGGCGACCCGUUGUCUCAGAUCGCCACUCACACCCUGGAGGAGGGCCACGAAUUCAACUUUGCGAGCACGCGGAUAGUGGCGCGGGCCAGCAAUAAGACAGGACGUGAACUGUUAGAGGCCUGGGUGUCUGGCACCAACUCUAUCAACAGGCACGUUGAAAUACCCCCCUGCUAUCACGCGCUCCGUUCCCGCGGCCAAGGGGCGAGACCCAAUUUCCAGCCAAGGGUGCACGCAGUCACGCCACCGUGA
Molecule: messenger RNA, 744 nt
Organism: Spirometra erinaceieuropaei
Lineage: Eukaryota; Metazoa; Platyhelminthes; Cestoda; Diphyllobothriidea; Diphyllobothriidae
Source: the annotation of a GenBank genome assembly